Austrofundulus limnaeus is the source of this 1518-nucleotide messenger RNA. RefSeq lists its product as uncharacterized. Gene Ontology annotation, molecular function: signaling receptor activity. NCBI's taxonomy places the organism in Eukaryota, Metazoa, Chordata, Actinopteri, Cyprinodontiformes, Rivulidae. The transcript is spliced from 4 exons. Gene Ontology annotation, biological process: adaptive immune response. Gene Ontology annotation, cellular component: membrane. The record is from RefSeq and is a predicted model, not a curated record. Bases 4 to 723 code for a protein of 239 amino acids.
UGCAUGAUGGAAGCCCACUGCUGGACCUGUUUGUGGGGACUCUUCUACUUACCUUUAGUAGUAAACCUCAGUUUAGUUUCCCAAAGCCCCUCAUCGAUCUCUCAUGUCAGAGUGAACUCAUCUUUUGAGAUCACCUGCACAUCCCAGCUGCAACCUUUAGGACUGCUUCUGCACAGGUUUUUCUCCGACAAGGACGUUGGCUACCUGUACUUCCACAGUGGAGUCAUCAAGAAGACUGUAUUUGAUCCAGAGUUUGAGAACAGAUCUACUGUAACUCCCGUCAAGCAGCAGGAGGGGUUAGGGUUUACAAUAAAGCUGUCCCUGCUGGACCUGGGCGACACAGACUUGUAUUCCUGCCAGUGGGUUUUUUUCAACGUGGAGUCAAAAAGCAGCUUCAACCGGGAGAGUAACGGCACCYUCAUCAUAGUUAGAGAUGAUCUUCCCCAGGACCAGUGCAAAGACAAUAUUGUGGACCUGACCUUGGUCUGCCUGAGUGUUGCUGCAGUUAUUUUCCUGCUGUUCUUCUUCAUCGGAYCUCAGGUUACAAAGUGCCUUAGAUUUAAAAAGCAGUUCAUUCCUGCCAGACCCUCUGGACCUCCUCCCAGACCACCCAGACCUCCCAGACCCGACAGACCUCAGCACAUUUACGAGCAACAGCAAACGCUGCACUGCCAUUACUUAAUCACAUCUACAGACGUUCAUGACUUCAGGUCCUUUCAGUGAUGUUCAGAGGCAGAGCAAGGCCAGUGUUCAGGUCUGAAUCUCAUGUGAACCAUGCUGUGGGUUGUCUCAAACAGCUGGCUGAGGUGGAGCCUUUUCAUUUCCUUURAUACAUAAAACAGUGUUUUUGUCUGCAGAAACGUGCCUGAGCCACCACAUCCUGAGGCAGUGCUSUACAGGUGUCGUGUACAUGUGUACAGGAGGAAAAUGUGCAGAGCAAGCUAUUUUUCUUUCCAUUCUUUGUUUGCAGCUUGACCUGUUGAUGUCAGUGCUUCACUGUUAGGAUUCAUUAUUGUCCUGUAAAAAUGAUGRGAUAAUGUGCCACACACAUUUCUGCUUGUUUUUAUGCAUUAAAUGUACUGUUUUAAUAUUCUUSUACUUACUUCUUUAUGUAGCAUUAAGGAACUCUUCCUCUCCUUCUGUCACAUCAUUCCUUUUUGUGAAGUUUGAACCCUGUUUGUCUCACUGUGUUGUUGUAAAGUGCAGAAGUGCAGUACAGUUUAAGAAAUGUAACAAGUGUUGGAUAAAAUGGUUUUGUUUCCUUGAGAGGAGUUGGUCCAGGAGUCGUGCCUCUGAUUCCUGACGGUGCCAUCACCUUCUGGAAAAACUGCUGACCUCAGCUGACUCUCUGCCUGAUCAGGGACACUCAGAAGGCAGGGAGGCCUCCGGACCCCCGAUGUAGAGCACAGUAAGACCGUGGCUUUCACCUGCUGAUGAAAAAAAUGAUGUUAGAUCUGAAACUAUCUGCAUUAAUGAAUGAUAAUUGUUUGAUGUUACAAUAAAUAUUAUUUCCAAAUA